AUGAUCUUUUCUACUUCAUUGAUAAUAUCGAUAUUAUCAUCGACGGCGGUCGCCUUCGACCCAUCCAAGAGGGAAUUACACCCUCAUAAUAUAAACAACCCCCACAGGAGUAAUUUCAAAAGAGAAAUCAUCUCAGACGCCUCAAAAGUAGAUGGCAAUGCGUAUGAUUUCGUGAUUGCGGGUGGUGGUGUAGCGGGUUUGACGUUAGCUGCCAGAUUGAGCGAAUGGUCAAAUGUCACGGUACUGUGUAUAGAAGCUGGUGGGGAUGGUUCAGAUGUAGAAGCGAAGAUUGAUACUCCAGGUUAUUCGUAUCUGAACUCGUUGACCGGUUCAGCGUACGAUUGGGCUUAUAACACUGUUGCACAAACCGAUUCUGGGGGUGCUACAAAAUACUGGCCAAGAGGAAAAGGUUUGGGUGGGUCGGGUGCUAUCAACGGAAUGUUCUGGGGUAGACCAAGUGAACCCGAGUUUGAUGCUUGGGCGACUCUUAACCCUAACACUGACGAGACCUGGGAUUGGGAUGAGAUCAACAGAUAUAUCAAAAAGUCCGAAAACUACACUGCUCCCACUGCCGAUGUCAAAAGCAAAUUCUCGAUGACUUCCGAUCCUUCUUUGCAUGGUUCCGGUGGUCCCAUUCAAGUUGGUCACACACAGUAUAUAUUCGACGAAGUGGCCAAGUGGAUCCCUGCAUGGAUCACCUUGGGAUUCCAAUCCAUCGAUAACGCAGCUGGUGUCUCAAGAGGAGCAUGGUUGUCCACUUCCACCAUCAACGUUAAGAAUCAAACUCGAUCAGAUUCCAAAGCUGGUUAUAUCGAUCCCCUUCCACCCAGGUCCAACUUGGUCAUCUUGACUGGUCAACAGGUGACUGAAGUCAUCUUCAAUGGCACGAAAGAUGCAAAUGGAAAUAUCAUUGCGAGUGGUGUGACCUUCCAAGCUAGCAAAGGUGCGCAGAGCUAUUCAGUCCAAGCCAACAAGGAGGUUUUACUUGCCGGUGGUACUAUUGGAAGUCCUCAGAUCCUUCAAUUGUCUGGUAUCGGACCGGCGGAGACCCUUGACGGUCUCAACAUCGAUACUAAGCUGGAUCUCCCCGUCGGUUUCAACUUGCAAGAUCAUGUUUCGUACUCCAUGUACUGGUCUACACCACAAGGAACUUUCACUUGGAACAACCUGAGUACCUCUGCCGACCUCAAGGCUUCAGCUCAAACCGAAUACGAUAACUACAAAACUGGUCUUUGGACGUAUGUCAACGAGGCUGUGGGUUAUCCUUCCAUGAAUGACAUUAUGGACUCGGAAGACGAAGCUACCUCUUACGCUACCAACAUCGCCGAUCAAAUGAACACCACUAUUGCUAACGUCAAAUCAUGGCUCGAUCUCCCCGACACAGUGGUCACCGGAUUGCAGGCGCAAUACAAUAUCAUGCAACAAUGGUUCACUUCCGAUGUCGGUCAAUUGGAGAUUAUCCUUACUAUGCUUGGUAAAGGCGGAAAUGAAAUGGGCAUUCAGGUCGCACUUCAACAUCCAUGGUCUAGAGGAAAGAUCUUGAUCUCAUCCACUGAUCCUUUCACUCAACCUGAUAUCAACCCGGACUACUUUGGUGUAGGAUAUGAUAUCGAUAUCAUGUCUUAUGGAUCUGCUUUUGCCAGAAAACUCGCAGCCGCUUCACCCCUUAGCGAUGUCAUGAUCACCGAAGUAUACCCUGGUCCUACUGUUACUGGAGACGCUCUGAACAACUACACCAAGACCAACUGCGGUACCGAAUACCACCCAAUGGGAACUUGUUCGAUGUUACCUAAAGAUUCAGGUGGUGUAGUAGAUACCACUUUGACAGUUUACGGUACUGGCAAUUUACGAGUGAUCGAUACUUCCAUUGCGCCUUUACAUAUCUCUGCGCACACCAUGGCCGUCACAUAUGGUAUCGCUGAAAAAGCUUCAGAUAUCAUAAAGAAGAAACACUGGAAACAAGUCGUUCAGCAGAAUACUACUUCGACCGCGGCUGGUUCAGACGAAGCUUCCACUGCCUCUGCUGGCAAAGCGACCGACACCUCGGUGACCAAUGCUAAUGCUGAUGCGGCCUCGAGCUCAUCAAGCUUAUCGAGCGGUGCAAAGAUCGGUAUUGGUAUCGGUGUAGGUAUCGGAGCUGCUGUUGGUCUUGCUGCUUUGAUUUUAUUCUUCUGUUUGAGAAAGAAGAAGACCGGUGCGGCUGCGAACGAGAAAGGUUGGUAUGAUCAGAGGAAUGUUCAAGGUGGUUGGGAUGAUGGAGCUGCAGGUGCAUACAAAGAAGGAUACGCUACUCCAUCUCAUCAGCCACAAGCUUACCCUAUGGCAGCAUUCGAUAAUCACGGAUCAUCCUCUGUCGCGGCUCCCUUCGCGGCCCACUCUCGAACUCACUCAGUCGAUACGAUGGCCACCGCCGAUUUAGCCUCCAGAAUACCACAGUCUCACUCUGGAUAUGGCUUGAGCGGCUCGUCAACUCCAUAUAGGGAUGACCACUCGGAUGACGGACAUCAUUAUCCUGCGCCUCAGGGGGCUGCGGCUGCUUGGCCUACUCAACAGACUUACCAACCUGUUAACUUGCGAUAA
Messenger RNA from Kwoniella botswanensis, 2580 nucleotides. RefSeq lists its product as uncharacterized. The transcript has 9 exons. Bases 1 to 2580 code for a protein of 859 amino acids. The record is from RefSeq and is a predicted model, not a curated record. Lineage: Eukaryota; Fungi; Basidiomycota; Tremellomycetes; Tremellales; Cryptococcaceae. Gene Ontology annotation, molecular function: oxidoreductase activity, acting on CH-OH group of donors; flavin adenine dinucleotide binding.